AUGGUUGACAUUCUCAAAGAGGAGGAAAACCCAACCCCACUUCGAAUCCUAGACUCCGGCAGUGCCAACAGUUCAAAGGCUGUCAAAGAAGACGCUCUGGUGGAUCAUCCAAUGAGUGAAGGUGGUCUAGAGGCAGAGGAGACAACGGCGGCAAAAGAACAGACAAAAGAAUCGAAAAACAGUUUUGAAGAGGAAGACGCCGACGAGAAUUCAGGCGAGGAGGAGGACGCCGGUGAAGACGGGCGUUUUGUCAAGCAGUUGGCGAGCAUUGGUGGAGUGGCUUUAUUUGGGUUCCAGAGGAUGAGGGAAGGCAAGGGAGGCCAUAGGGAGGUUGUUUGUGAGAGUUUGGGAUUCGUCCGUCCUUUCCUCACCACUACUAGGAGUGAAGUAGGAGAGGAGUAUGUUACAUCCUUCAAAGCAUUAGAGGAUGAAGCAGAUGAAGGGAUAGACCACCUAAUGCGGGAAGUAUUGACACUCAUGAGGUUACGACAGAGCAGUAAUGGUGAUAUAUUGUAUCCCGAUUGUGCCAUCACUGAUGUGGCCUUUGGCCAAACACUAGUAACGACAUAUGACACUUUAAUGAAAAAGGUCAUUGGUAGAGGUGCAGCAAGAGGACGCAAGCGAAAAAUAUUGGCCACAGAUGACUUCGACGGCGUCCUUGAUGAUAUUCAGUUUUAUGACAAGAACAUGCAUGUUGAUUGUGGGGCACAUGCACUGAAAUUUAUUGAGUUUGACAUGACCAACACCCCGAUAAACGUCUAUGUUCAAGAAGAGAGUUCUAAAAAAGAUGAGAGGGAUGCAGCUGAAAACAAAGAAGAAGAGGCGCGAGAAUUAUCUAAUAGAAGAAACCAUGAAGGUAUUGAUAUUGAGGACACCUCCCUUGAUGAAAUAUUUAGUGAAGACGAUAGUGACGUCGACAGAGAUGAUUCAGGCAGUGAUGGAUAUCUUUUAGAGGACUCAAGUGAUACAUAUGUAGCUGAAAGUCAUCUGGAAGAGAACGGAGCUGGUAUGGAGUCAUCUGUGCAGAACCAAGAAAUUCUUUCAGAACUGGAGAGUAAAAUGAAAAAAUUGGAAAGACUGAAAAAAAAGGAUCCAGAAUUUUCAAGGUUUUUGGAAAGUCAUGAUAGGGGUCUCAAAUCAUCCAGAAAUGAAGAUGCUUAUUCAGAUGAUGAUGAGACAAGUAAUGAUGACAUAAAUUCAGUGGAUGAUGAUGGCCCAAAUUCACAUAAGAACAAGCUCUUGACCAGCUCUGUUGUUAAUUCUUGGUGUAACCUAAUUAAAGAGCAGCAGAGUGUGCCUGCCCUUAUUAGUCUACUAAAUGGGUAUCGAGCUGCAUGCCACUAUGGAGCUGAAUCAACUGGUGCCCUUGAUGCCGGCUCCAGCUGUAGAAUUCAAGAGAGUGAAACCUUUUGCAAGAUAUUGACAUUUGUGCUUCAUGAGGCUGAUAAUGUAUUUCGUGGGAUGCUGGGAAUUUCAUCCUCAUCUAGCAAGAGGGGGACCAUUUUGGAACUGAAGAAUACUCCAAAAUGGAAAACUCUGAGGCCACUUAUCAAGUCUUAUUUGAGAAGUACCAUGUUCAUGCUGAAUCAGGCUACAGACUCUGAGAUAUUAGCUUUAUCCUUAAGCAGGCUUAGAGCUUCUGUAGUAUUUUUUGCUGCUUUUCCUCCUUUACUGCACAGACUCAUCAAGAUUGGGGUUCAUCUGUGGGCAACUGGUGAAGGGAUUUUAUCAUCUCACUCCUUUCUUCUCUUACAAGAUGUGUCUUCUGUGUUUAGUUCAGAUUUCUUCGAUAUUUGCUUAAUUAAAAUGUUCAAAGCCUUCAUUGGUCACUGCAAAUUUGUGGAGCCAGCUCUAUUCAAACACAUACAAUUUCUAAGGAACUCUUUUGUUGAGCUGUGCUCUCAAGAUCUGCAGAAAUCAUCAAGCAAGGCAAUGAUUUCCAUCCAGAAAAUGUCUAGGAUACUGCAGUUAGGUCUACAAACAAAGAAGAAGGAAGCAGUGAAGAAGAUAUGCAGUUGGCAGUUUACUAACUGCAUUGAUCUCUGGGUUACCUAUAUAUCACAUAAUGUGCACGAUUAUGAUCUUCAGCCGUUGAUUUAUAUUAUCAUUCAGAUUAUAAAUGGAGUGGCUGUACUUUUUCCAGGACCAAGAUAUCUGCCUUUAAGACGCAAAUGUGUUGAGUGGUUAAAUCAUCUCUCUAGUGCUAGUGGAAUUUUCAUCCCUGUCACUUCAUUGGUGUUGGAUCUUUUGGGAUAUAAAAUAGGAAAGGAGGGUGGGAAGCCUGGGAAGGACUUCAACUUUUCAUCUGCAGUGAAGUUGCCAAAACAUUUGCUGAAAUCCCGAAACUUCCAAGAAGAGUGUGUUUUUACUGCCAUUGAACUGCUUUCAGUGCACUUUGCUCAGUGGAGUUACAACAUUUCUUUUCCUGAGCUGGCAACUAUUCCACUCAUUCGUCUAAGGAAGUUUCACGAAAAAACUGCUAUUGAGAGUUUCCGGCGAGUUGUGAAACGCUUUGUUGAUAUGGUGGAGCAGAACAUUGAAUUUGUGCGUAAGAAGAGAGAGGAGGUGGCAUUUUCACCGAAAGAUCAGCAGUCCGUUGAAACAUUUCUUCAGCUUGAGAAGCACAGUGGCAAUGCCCCAUUUACACAAUAUUACAAAAGUGUCAUGGAAAGGGCUGCUUCUGGGAGUCUUAUUUUGAAUGGAAAGAUAAGUUUCCUUGAGCAGAAGAAAUCAAAAAGGAAAAGAGGACAACAAUCAACUGUCACCGUAGAUGCUAGCUAG
Molecule: messenger RNA, 2781 nt
Organism: Pistacia vera
Lineage: Eukaryota; Viridiplantae; Streptophyta; Magnoliopsida; Sapindales; Anacardiaceae
Product: nucleolar complex protein 2 homolog
Exons: 18
Coding region: 1-2781 (926 amino acids)
Biological process (GO): ribosomal large subunit biogenesis
Cellular component (GO): Noc1p-Noc2p complex; Noc2p-Noc3p complex; nucleoplasm
Source: RefSeq, a predicted model, not a curated record